UUGGAAUUAGAAAUAAAGAUAAGUGUGUAGCCAUUAAAUUGGGACUUUUAUUUAACAAUCCAGUGAUCGAACUCAAGAGUGAGUUACAGGUAGACGAUUUAUCGAGCAAUCCGUAACAAUGUGUUAUAAAAGUGAGAGGAAUUGUUUAAAAAACAUCUAGUGGGCAAAAUUACGAUUCUUUUGGCGCCACGAUCCGAUGACACCGACCCAUUUUUUAUAACAAAAUAUGUGGCUACACUGAUAUUUGUCAUGAAUGUACACACAAAAAUUUCUUGAAACUAUGAGUGAACAAAGCAAUUUAAAAUGUAUAUUUGUUUUCUUAAAAAAUGCACAAUAAAUCUAUAUUUUGAAUAUAUUUCAAUGUAUACAAUGUAAUUAAAAAUAUAUGAGUUGUAAAAUUUGUGGAAAAUGUUUUAAAUAUAGUGUAAUGCAUGCAUUACUUUAACAAAUUCGCAAAUAUUUCGCCAACUAUAACCCUCACAUCGCGGCGAUAAAAGAAUCACAAUCAUUCCAUCUAGUGAUUAUUUUUUAUAUUAUUGUUUUUUGAAGCGCGUCCGAAGGCCGCUAGUGCAGAGAAGAGUUCAUCGCGAAAGAACUAUGAAUACCAUGGUUUUGGACUGACCAGGGUUAUUUUUUUGAAGCGCGACCGAAGUCCGCUAACGCUGAAAGGAGUUCCACGCUAAAUAAUAUUUUACGUAUUUUUUUUUAUUAAAUAAUAUCUAUAUAUAUAAAAAUUACAUGUCACGUUUUCUCCGGGGUUAACCGCUAAACUACUGAAGUUGAGUAAAAUUUAGCACACUAUGUCCAUUUUGGUCCAAAUUAAAAAUAUAGUAUAGAUUAUAUUUCAUUUAUGUUCUUGAUAAUCAAAAAUAGUUUGAAGAUGCCGUUGUCAUGGAAACGGUUUAAAAUGUUUGAAAAUUUUGCACGAAAUUAAUAAUAUAAUGGAUUGAUAUAUUUAUAUUUUGAUAUCAAUCCUGAAUAUAACGAAAUAUUCGUAUUCCCCACAAGUGCAUGUCAAUUAUUUUUAAAACUCUGUGAUCAGCUGUUUUAACUUGCCACUCGACUUGAAUGAGAAAAUUGAUGUACAAGUUUGAAAAUUGAGAGUAGGGUAGUAGAAAAGUGUGAGUGUAUUGCAAUUGAAAGCAAUUUCUUGAUCGUGUAACGUCUAGGAAAACCCAAACAUUCCAAAACACGUUUAUGUGCGCCAUCUUUUGGUAACAUAGCCUCCUCUUGCGGAGAUUGUUUGAGUCUAAUAAAUUUGGUGUUUAAUCAAUAAUUAUUACUCCGAACUAAAUUUUUCUUGAAUUUUAAAAUCACAAUGGCGUACAAUUUUAAGGAAAUAAGUUGGACAGAUGUUCGUGACCAAUUUCGGAAGUGGCGUGAGGACAAUGAGCGUCGGAGUGAUGAAGUAAUACAACUAUGGGAAGCGCUUUUGGAAAGUCGUGUGCAAAAAACUGGCAACGAGAUGCAUCUCAUAUUGGAGCAAGUGCUAAUUGCAGCUUUUGACACUUCUCGGUUGGAUAUUGCGGGGAAAUGCAUUGAAACACUUAGCAUAGAAUUUCCGGAAAGCAUGAGAGUUAUGAAAUUUGAAGCUAUGCGUUUAGAAGCUUUGCAAAUGUAUGAUGAGGCGACUGAUUUGCUAGAUGAAAUUAUUGUCAAAGAUGAAACAAACGCUGCACCCCGUAAGCGCAAAAUAGCUAUUUUAAAAGCAAGGGGAAUGAGAUCCGAAGCUAUUAAAGAUUUAAAUGAAUAUUUAAAAACGUUUAUGUCUGAUCAGGAAGCUUGGCAUGAGUUAUGUGGACUUUAUUUGGCGGAAGGGGACUACUCUAAAGCGGUUUUCUGUAUGGAAGAACUUUUACUACACAAUCCACACAGUCAUCUAAUUCAUCAGAGAAUUGCGGAAAUCCGGUAUACAAUGGGUGGAAUGGAUAAUGUGGAAAUCGCUCGAAUAUACUAUUCCCAAGCCCUGAAAUUAAAUCCAAAUAAUUUACGUGCACUAUAUGGUUUAUAUUUGUGUUGCAGUUACAUUACCAAUUCUCGCGUCUUGGGGUCGAAGCGCAAAGAAGCUCAAAAAAUAGCACAGUGGGCUUUGGAGAGUGCAGGCGUUCGAACAAUUACAUCGUCGAAAAUUUCUAGCAACGAUAAAUUAGUUUCAAGUCUAGAAUGUGCAUUGGGAAGCUUAGAUAUUAAAUCUAAUUGACAUUAUUCUUAAUCAUUGUCGUAAAAUGUAUAAAAGAUAAUAUUAAUUGUCAUCCUAUUUGAUUUCUCACUAUAUAACUGUGGACUUUACUAAUGGUAUAAAAGAAGUACGUAAAAAUUUUAGUUUGUUUACCAUAUUUAAAGAUAUCUAAUCAAACCAAAUUUAUAUAUUCGAUGAGUAACGUUCUGAAACUAGGUUUUACGGUUUGGUUUCAUGGUUCAUUAUUUGAAAUAAAUUUAUUUGAAUACAAUUUAUAUAUUUACAUUUAUUUUUAUACUCUCCCAACAUGUUGCAACAAAGUAUAAUAAUUUUGCUAAAGUAACGGUUGUUUGUAACGUGUGUGUCGUGAAAGUACAUAUUUCUCAAGUCACUAAAUAUAUAUCAACCUAGUUUGUGAGUAUAAUCUGUUCGGCACCUCCUCAGACAGUGUGAAAAUAGUUGAA
This is a messenger RNA of Bactrocera oleae (olive fruit fly), 2643 nucleotides long. Its product is annotated as ER membrane protein complex subunit 2. Gene Ontology annotation, cellular component: EMC complex. Lineage: Eukaryota; Metazoa; Arthropoda; Insecta; Diptera; Tephritidae. Gene Ontology annotation, molecular function: protein binding. Gene Ontology annotation, biological process: protein folding in endoplasmic reticulum. The record is from RefSeq and is a predicted model, not a curated record.